Messenger RNA from Pistacia vera, 1191 nucleotides. RefSeq lists its product as uncharacterized. The coding region runs from base 84 to 932 and encodes 282 amino acids. NCBI's taxonomy places the organism in Eukaryota, Viridiplantae, Streptophyta, Magnoliopsida, Sapindales, Anacardiaceae. The transcript is spliced from 5 exons. Gene Ontology annotation, cellular component: chloroplast. The record is from RefSeq and is a predicted model, not a curated record.
UUAUACUCGCUUUAACGGACAAACAAUAACCUGAACUGAAAGAAUCUAGAUUUUCUAACUACUUCCACACCACAAAACUUAGAAUGGCAUCGCGCGUGCUAUCCACGGCCUUGCUGACUCCUCCGAAAUUCAUCAAACCCUCUUCAAGCUGCUCCUUUUCUUUGCCCUCAAAAAGAGUUUUGAUUAAAAGCAAUAGAAGUUUGAAGUGCAAAGCCGUUGGUGAAAGCUCUCAGGGCUCUUUUGAUCAGACGGUUUAUAAUGGUGUUUACGGCCCUUGGACUGUUGAAUCCUCCGAUGUGAGAGAGGUGAUUUUGUAUCGGUCAGGACUAGUAACUGCUGCUGCAUCAUUUGUGGCUGCAGCAUCAGCUGCCUUCUUACCUGCUGACUUAUUGUUGAGUGAAAUAAUCAAGCAAAAUCUCGACUUGUUUUACACGCUGGGAGCUGGCGGGCUAGGCCUAUCAUUAGUUUUGAUUCACAUCUAUGUGACUGAGAUUAAGCGCACCCUUCAAGCAUUCUGGGCACUUGGUGUUGUUGGAUCUUUGGCAACAUACACAGCACUCGCUCGACCAACUGGCGAAAAUUUGGUACAAUAUGUUAUAGAUAACCCAACUGCUGUCUGGUUUGUCGGUCCUCUCUUUGCUGCUCUAACUGGACUUGUCUUUAAAGAAGGCCUCUGCUACGGAAAGCUAGAAGCGGGAAUUCUUACAUUCAUUAUACCGACAGUACUUCUGGGUCACCUGACUGGUUUGAUGGAUGAUGGAGUAAAACUUACUCUUCUUGGUUCUUGGAUGGCACUACUUGUCAUAUUUGCCGGAAGGAAGUUUACGCAGCCCAUUAAGGAUGACAUAGGUGACAAAUCUGUCUUCACAUUCAAUUCUCUAUCAGAGGACGAAAAGAAGGCCUUGAUUGAGAAGCUUGAGCAGCAAAAGUAGAGUCAGAAUCAUACUUAGUAACCAGUGAGUGCCGAAACACAAACACUAUAUUGUGAAUAUUUAGUUACUUUUAAGGGAAAAGUUUUGAGGAUCUCUUAUAACUUGGUUCUGUGUAUACAACAUAAUGUUGCUGGCUUUUGUGACAUUUUAUGUUGAGUCUUCAUAUGUACUAGUUCUUUAGAGAGUUCUUGGGAUAUUUAUAAAUGCAAUUUUGGCUUUUCCAAAAGUAAAUACAAUUGAAUCGCCCAAAUUAGCCAUA